Messenger RNA from Drepanopeziza brunnea f. sp. 'multigermtubi' MB_m1, 1677 nucleotides. RefSeq lists its product as uncharacterized. Gene Ontology annotation, molecular function: carbohydrate:proton symporter activity. The record is from RefSeq and is a predicted model, not a curated record. Gene Ontology annotation, biological process: carbohydrate transport; transmembrane transport. Gene Ontology annotation, cellular component: membrane. NCBI's taxonomy places the organism in Eukaryota, Fungi, Ascomycota, Leotiomycetes, Helotiales, Drepanopezizaceae.
AUGGCAUAUAAAUACGACAAUGACGCUAACAGCAACUACAUGGUGGAAUACGCUGAGACUCACAGUGUGGAUAUGAAACACGCAGAGGUCGAGGUCAAGAUCAUCAGGGGAAAUGAAGCAUUCAAUGAGGCCAUGAUGAAGGAGCCUCCGAGGCCAUUCACUUGGGCAACAAUACAGCUCUACGCGGCUUGUUUCAUUGGAUUCUUUUGCGCCACCAUGAACGGGUACGAUGGGUCCUUGAUAAACAAUCUUCUAGCGAAUGAGCAGUUCAUCGCCUACUAUCACGGCUCCAACGAUGGAAUCUGGGCUGGUAUUGUCACGGCAAUGUAUCAGAUAGGGGGUGUUGUGUCCUUACCGUUUAUUGGGCCCUCAUCAGAUACGUACGGUCGAAGGUUUGGAAUGUGGAUUGGCUGCUUGUUGAUUAUUGUUGGGACGCUCAUCCAAGGGACAGCAGGACCAGAUCAUGGUGUCAAUCAAUUCAUGGGAGGCCGCUUCGUGUUGGGCUUUGGAGUCAGUGUUGCGAGUGCAGCUGGUCCGAUGUAUGUGGUUGAGGUGUCGCACCCAGCAUAUCGGGGAAUCGUAACGGCUAUCUUCAACUGUUUCUGGUUUACCGGAUCGAUCAUCGCAAGUGGAGUGGCACGGGGAGGAACCGACCUGCCAGGAAAUGUCGGCUGGAGACUCAUCAUCUGGUUCCAACUCAUGUUCGCGGUUGUCAUCUUCGUCGCAGCCUACUUUCUGCCGGAGUCUCCUCGCUGGCUAUACGUCAACAACAAGCAAGAGCAGUCUAAGGCUAUGCUUACCAAAUACCAUGGUGAUGGAGACCCUGACAGCGAGUGGGUCAAGUUACAACUGAACGAGUACGAAGAGCUGCUGGAGAUGGAUGGCGCGGACAAGCGGUGGUGGGACUACAGAGCGCUAUUCAGGAACCGUUCUACGCGCUAUCGUCUCGUUUGCAACGUCUGUGUUUCGAUCUUUGGACAAUGGGCGGGUAAUUCCGUUCUCUCUUACUUCAUGAGCAAAAUGCUCGACACUAUUGGCCUCACGGGCGCAAUCUCGCAAGCCAACAUCAUCCUCAUCAACAAUUGUCAACAAUUCUGCUGGGCUCUUGUGGGUGCAAACCUGGUCGACCGAGUCGGUCGUCGCCCUCUCCUUCUCUUCUCGAACGCCGGCUGUUGUCUAGUGUGGCUUGCAAUGACCAUCUCCACCGCCGUCUACCAAAACUCGAUUCCUCCAGCUACAGACCUCGACCCGGACCCAACAGGGACAAACGCAAUCGCUGGAACAACGUGUCUCGUGUUCAUAUUUAUCUUCGGCGCCGUGUAUUCUGUUGGCUUCACGCCACUGCAGGCACUUUACCCGGUCGAGGUUCUGUCAUUCGAGAUGCGCGCGAAGGGGAUGGGAUUCUCUGGGUUUGCGAUUGCUGCUGCGCAAAUGGUGAACCAAUUCGCCUGGCCCGUCUCCAUGAAGAAUAUCGGAUGGCACACAUAUAUCAUUUUCACGAUAUGGUGCGGGAUACAGUCGGCCGUCGUCUACUGCUUCAUACCUGAAACGAAGAAUCGGACACUCGAAGAACUGGACGAGAUUUUCGAGUCGCACAACCCGGUCAAGACAUCCAUGGCGAGGAAACGCCUUGGCCUCGAUGCAUACGGCGACGUUGUCAAUAUUGCGGAUAUGUAA